AAGAUGUAAUGGUGGAUCAGUGAGCAGCGACACUGAGCGACCUGUGCAUCCACGCGAGCUCCCUGCCCUUCUUCAGCAUGAAUGGGGAUAUGCCUCAUGUUCCUAUCACCACUCUCGCUGGGAUCGCAAGCCUCACUGACCUGUUAAAUCAGCUGCCUCUCCCUUCCCCUCUACCUGUCACCACCACUAAGAGCCUGCUGUAUAAUGGGAGGAUCGCCGAGGAGGUCAGCUGUCUGCUGUCCCGGCGGGACGACACUCUUGUGUCCCAGCUGGCACACAGCCUCAACCAGGUGUCCACCGAGCACAUAGAGCUGAAGGACAACUUGGGCAGUGAUGACCCGGAAGGAGAUGUGCCUCUACUGCUGCAGACGGUGUUGUCCAGGAACCCCAAUGUCUUCAGGGAGAAAAGUACGCCCACCCGAUAUGGGGUUCAGGGCGGUUUAAUGCAACAGCCAAUGAUACCACCAUACAAGAUGCCUCAGAAUUCAAUGCAUGGAAGUCCGGCGUCAAACUACCAGCAAACCACUAUAACUCCGAGCCCUCCCAGCCGAUAUGUUCAACCUCAGGCAGGUUCUGGUACCAGGUACAUGCCCCAGCAGAACAGCCCAGUGCCCAGCCCGUAUGCACCACAGAGCCCCGCAGGCUACAUGCAGUACAGCCACCCACCCAACUACCCUCAGCACCAACAGAUCCAGCAAGUAUCCGUAUCCAGUCCAAUAGUUCCUGGUGGUAUGAGAAACAUCCAUGACAACAAGGUCUCCUGUCAAGUGUCGGGUAACUCCAACCAUAAUGCGAGGCAUUGCUCCAACGAUGAGUACAUCAGCAUUGUCCAGAGACUUGGAAAUGAUGAGAGUGACCCCGCUUUGAGAAACGCCUCCUUUCCUGUACGCUCCGUCUGCUCCCCUGCUGGAAGUGAAGGGACUCCGAAAGUUGGAUCUCGGCCGCCCUUGAUUCUUCAGUCUCCUCCACCCUACACCUCCCCAAGAGAUGCUGCUCCUGACCUCCUGUUGGACUCACCUGAACGGAAAAAGAAACAGAAAAAAUUAAUGAAAGAGGAGGGGGGUAAAGGUGCCAUGUAUGACAUUGUCAGCUCACCCACUAAAGACUCCACAAAGCUAACAAUAAAGUUGUCUCGAGUGAAGUCUUCUGAGACUGAGCAGUCAGCUGAGCCAUUAUCGGUGGUAGAGCAUGGCUCAGAGGCUGAGAAUGAACUAUCGUGCAAUAGCUUACCAUAUCACCGGAACCCCCAGGAACGGCUCUCCACAGGUCAGUGUCUAUCGGGUGAGCAGUCGGCCUACCAGCAGUUUCCUGUACUACAGAACACUGGGGCACUUGCAGCCAAGCAACCCGGGGUAGUUAGUGGAACCCCCUACGACGAGGCAGAGCUGGAUGCUCUUGCUGAGAUCGAAAGGAUUGAGAGGGAAUCCGCUAUAGAACGAGAACGCUGCUCUAAGGAAGUUCAAGAUAAAGACAAACCUCUGAAGAAGAGAAAGCAGGAUUCGUACCCUCAGGAACCAGGAGCUGCGGGCACCGCUGGCUCUUCUGGAACACCUGGCGUGGGUGGCGGAUGCAAUGCUGGGAACAAACUGGUACCUCAAGAGGCUUGUGCCGCUAGUAACGGAGCCAGUCGGCCGGCCUUGAUGGUCAGUAUAGACCUGCAACAGGCAGGGAGGGUGGAAGGGCCAGUGGACUCCUGUCCUGUCCCUGCAACAGAGGCCCAGCGCUGGCCAGAAGAUGGUUCUGAAUCCACCGGGGUCUUGCGGCUCAAAUCAAAGACAGAUGGAGAGGUGCUUAGGACAGUAGAUGGUCGUCCAGAAGUCAUCAAGCAACGGGUGGAAACUACGCCACAGAAAACUGCUUCAGAUGGACGACCAGAGACUCCCAAACACAAGCACGAGAACCGCAAGGAGAUCUCCAACAAAGUGAGUUCGGAAAAAAGAUCGGAUCUCUCCAAGCACAGACAUGACGGUAAGUCUGACAAAGUGAGGCCUGAGGGAAAAGGUCAUGAAACUUCCAGAAAACAGAAAGGAUGGUCAGAGUCAACUCGAGAGAGCAAAGAGGAGAGGCAAAAGGAUCGGGACAGUGAAGGUUCUAAAGUCCGACGACCAGACAUAUCUAAGUCCAGCCGGGUAGAGCACAACAGGGACAUAGAUCGGGAUCAGGAACCAGGAAAGGAAGGGGAAAAUCAGGACAAGGAGCGAGAGAAAGAUCGAGACAAGGUGCGGGACAAGGAGCAGGAGAAAGAUCGGGACAAGGUGCGGGAGAAAGAUCGGGACAAGGUGCGGGAGAAAGAUCGGGACAAGGAGCGGGAGAAAGAUCGGGACAAGGUGCGGGAGAAAGAUCGGGACAAGGAGCGGGAGAAAGAUCAGGACAAGGAGCGGAUAAAAGAUCGGGACAGGGAACGAGAGAAAAAUCAGGACAAGGAAUGGGAGAGGGUCCGGGAUAAAGAUCGGGACAGGGAUCGAGACCAAGAAAAGAAACGCCACACAGAAUCAACAGAGUCCCGGGACAAGCGGUCUCCUGAGCAGCGCUCCCGUCCUAACAGUCCUCGGUUGAAGCAGGAACCUCGUAGUGGAGCAGAAUCCAAAACAAAACCUGAACGGUCAAUCCACAAAACUUCCAACAACAAAGACGAGAAACGGAGUGGAGACAAGAACCGACUUGAUGGACACAAGCCUCCGUCCUCGGACAGUAAAACGGCAGAAUUUCCCAACUACCUACUGGGGGGCAAAUCGAGUGCAUUAAAGAACUUUGUCAUUCCCAAGUUGAAACGGGACAAAGACGGUAACGUCAUGCAAGAAAUGCGACGAGAGCCACUUGUGAAAUUAGAAAAACUGGACCUGGUGGAGGACCUCAAUAAGGGCGCCAAACCUGUUGUUGUUCUGAAGAAACUUUCCAUUGAUGAGGUCCAGAAGUUGAUCAGUAAUUCGCGCAGCAAGUCAAGCAAGAGCAAGUCGUCUUAUGGAAAAUCGUUUGGAGAGAUGGAUUCCCGUAUGCCACUGUGUGAGAGGGUGAAAAUGAAUAAACGCAGACGCAGCUCCACUAAUGAGAAGCCCAAGUAUGCUGAAGUCAGCUCAGAUGAUGACAGUAGCUCUGUAGAACUGCCCCCAAAGCGUUUGAAAAAGGACCGAAACAAAGCAUGGGAAUAUGAAGAAAAGGACCGGAGGGGUUCUGGAGUUCAUCGACGAAGUGGAGGUCACUACGACAGCCGGAGAAGUUCAGGCAGUCAAUACAGAGAACGAAGUCCCGUGGACUCGGAUGAAGAUUCACCCCCUCCCAGCCUGAGUGAUCUUGCCAGAAAGUUGAAGAAGAAGGAAAAGCAGAAAAAGAGGAAAGCCUAUGAGCCCAAACUGACUGAGGACGAAAUGAUGGACUCAUCCACGUUCAAGAGAUUUUCCACCAGUGUUGACAACAUUCUUGAAAACCUUGAAGAUGUGGACUUGACAUCAUUAGAUGAUGACGAGAUUCCUCAGGAGCUGCUCCUCGGAAAACACCAGCUCUCGGAGUUAAACAGUGAAUCAGCCAAAAUAAAGGCUAUGGGCAUCAUGCAUAAGAUUCCAUCUGAUAAGAUGGUGAAGGUCCAGAGUAUUUUGGAAAAAAACAUUCAGGAUGGUGCGAAGCUCUCCACCCUCAUGAAUCAUGACAACGACAGGGACGACGAGGAGCGUUUGUGGCGUGACCUCAUCAUGGAACGUGUCACCAAAUCUGCUGAUGCUUGUCUGAUGGCUCUUAACAUCAUGACCUCAGCACGAAUGCCGAAGGCUGUUUACAUUGAGGAUGUUAUCGAGAGGGUCGUGCAGUACGCCAAGUUCCAUCUACAAAACACGCUGUACCCGCAGUACGACCCCGUCUACAGGGUGGACCCUCAUGGCGGUGGAACGCUAAGCUCAAAAGCCAAGCGAGCAAAGUGCUCAACGCACAAGCAGAGAGUUGCUGUCAUGCUCUACAACAAAGUUUGUGACAUUAUCAGUAACCUGUCUGAACUCUUGGAGAUUCAGCUGUUGACUGACACGACCAUCCUUCAGGUCUCGUCUCUAGGUAUCACUCCAUUCUUUGUUGAGAAUGUGAGUGAGCUGCAGCUUUGUGCUAUUAAACUAGUGACGGCUGUUUUCUCUAGAUAUGAGAAGCACAGGCAGCUGAUUCUGGAGGAGAUCUUCACCUCUCUUGCCAGACUGCCAACCAGCAAGAGAAACUUAAGAAAUUUCAGACUGAACAGCAGUGACAUGGAUGGCGAGCCCAUGUACAUUCAGAUGGUGACGGCGCUAGUUCUGCAGCUCAUUCAGUGUGUGGUCCAUCUACCUUCUGAUAAGGACUCAGAUGAUUAUAAUGACAGAAAGGUUGAUCAGGAUGUAUUAAUCACAAACUCAUAUGAGACUGCAAUGAGAACAGCACAAAACUUCCUCUCCGUUUUCCUCAAAAAGUGUGGUAGUAAGCAAGGUGAGGAUGACUACAGGCCACUGUUUGAGAACUUUGUUCAGGAUCUACUGUCCACAGUGAAUAAACCUGAUUGGCCAGCUGCAGAACUGCUGCUGAGCCUUCUGGGAAGGCUGCUGGUUCACCAGUUCAGUAAUAAGCAGACAGAGAUGGCUUUGAGAGUGGCCUCUUUGGAUUAUCUGGGCACAGUGGCUGCACGUCUUCGCAAAGAUGCCGUCACCAGCAAAAUGGACCAGCGUUCAAUCAACCGCAUCCUCGGAGAGAGCUCAGGCAGUGAUGAGAUUCAGCAGCUGCAGAAGGCUCUGCUGGGUUACAUGGACGAGAACGUAGAGACUGACCCGUCGCUAUUGUUUGCACGGAAGUUCUACAUCGCGCAGUGGUUCAGGGACACCAGCACUGAGACAGAGAAAGCCAUGAAAGCGCAAAGUCAGAGGGACGACGACUCGUCCGAUGGGCCGCACCAUGCCAGGGACGUCGAGACCACUAGUGAGAUCUUGCAGAAAGCAGAAGCGCGCAAGAAGUUCCUCCGGUCUGUUAUCAAGACCUCGGCAUCGAAAUUCAGCUCACUGAGAAUAAACUCAGAUACUGUCGACUAUGAGGACUCGUGUCUUAUUGUGCGAUAUCUGGCCUCCAUGAGGCCGUUUGCACAGAGCUUUGAUAUUUAUCUCACACAGAUAUUGAGAGUUCUCGGUGAAAGUGCCAUCGCAGUGAGAACUAAAGCGAUGAAAUGUCUUUCUGAGGUGGUUGCGGUGGAUCCAAGCAUUCUGGCACGGUCGGACAUGCAGCGGGGAGUUCAUGGCCGACUGAUGGAUAAUUCCACCAGCGUGAGAGAAGCUGCGGUAGAGCUGCUGGGGCGCUUCGUACUGAGUCGACCACAGCUAACUGAACAGUAUUACGACAUGCUGAUCGAGCGCAUCCUGGACACAGGCAUCAGUGUGAGGAAGAGGGUUAUUAAAAUCCUACGGGACAUCUGUCUGGAGCAGCCCACCUUCAACAAGAUCACAGAGAUGUGUGUAAAGAUGAUCAGGAGGGUCAAUGACGAAGAAGGCAUCAAGAAAUUGGUAAAUGAGACAUUUCAGAAGCUCUGGUUCACCCCUACACCUAAUCAUGAUAAACAGGCCAUGACUCGCAAGAUUCUCAACAUCACAGACGUGGUCGCUGCAUGCAGGGAUUCCGGUUACGACUGGUUCGAGCAGCUCCUUCAGAAUCUGUUAAAGUCAGAAGAGGAUGCCUCGUACAAACCGGCCAGGAAGGCUUGUGCUCAGCUGGUGGACAGUCUCGUGGAGCAUAUGCUGAAAUACGAGGAGUCUCUCGCUGACUAUGAUAAUAAGGGCUUGACGUCCAAUUGCCUAGUGGCUUGUAUCACCACGCUGUACCUGUUUAGCAAGAUCCGACCCCAGCUGAUGGUGAAACAUGCCAUGACUAUGCAGCCGUAUCUGACUACAAAGUGUAAUACUCAGAGUGAUUUUAUGGUGAUCUGUAAUGUGGCUAAAAUCCUGGAGCUUGUUGUUCCUUUGAUGGAACAUCCGAGUGAAAAUUUCCUCACCACCAUCGAAGAAGACCUGAUGAAACUCAUCAUCAAAUACGGCAUGACGGUUGUGCAGCAUUGCGUGAGUUGUCUCGGUGCGGUCGUCAAUAAGGUCACCCAUAACUACAAGUUUGUGUGGUCUUGUUUCAACCGAUACUAUGGAGCACUAAGCAAGCUGAAGUUGCAGCAUCAGGAAGACCCAAACUGCACCGUACUGGUCUCUAAUAAACCUGCUCUGCUGCGUUCACUCUUCACUGUGGGUGCCCUGUGCCGACACUUCGACUUUGACCAAGAGGAGUUCAAAGGCAGUAAUACGGUGGUCAUAAAGGACAAAGUGCUGGAGCUGCUGUUGUAUUUCACUAAAAAUGAGGAUGAGGAGGUGCAGACCAAGGCCAUCAUUGGUCUAGGCUUCCUGUUCAUCCAGCACCCAGGGCUAAUGUUUGCUUCAGAUGUGAAAAACCUCUACAACUGCCUCCUGGCUGACAGGAAAACAUCAGUGAAUCUGAAGAUCCAGGUGCUAAAGAACCUGCAGACAUACCUGCAGGAGGAAGACUCGCGCAUGCAGGAAGCCGACAGGGAGUGGAAGAAGAUGUCUAAGCAGGAGGACCUGAAGGAGAUGGGUGACAUCUCAUCUGGCAUGAGCAGUUCUAUCAUGCAGCUCUACCUCAAGCAAGUGCUAGAGUGCUUUUUCCACACGCAAUCCAGCGUACGGCACUUUGCUCUCAAUGUAAUCGUCCUGACGCUCAGCCAAGGCCUCAUUCAUCCCGUACAGUGUGUUCCGUAUCUUAUUGCCAUGGGAACUGACUUGGAACCCACAAUGAGGAAUAAAGCUGAUCAACAGCUGGUGGAGAUUGAUAAGAAAUACACUGGAUUCAUUCACUUGCAGUCUUUGCUAAAAGAGCCUAGACCACGGGAAAAGAAGAAAAAAAGAGGGAAAAAAUAUGGCUCUGGGGAUGAAAGUAGCAGAGGAAGAAGCCGGGAAGGGGAACGAUCCGCUGCAGUGAACUCUGACUCAGAUUCAGACCUCGACUUGGAGGACGUGGACAAGAUCAUGCUGCGUCUACCCGACAACCCCGAGCCCUUAUUGGACUUUGCUAACGCCUCUCAGGGCAUCUUGCUGCUCCUGAUGCUCAAGCAGCACCUUAAGAACCUCUACGGCUUCUCUGACAGUAAAAUUCAGAAGUACUCACCUACAGAAUCUGCAAAGGUUUAUGAUAAGGCUGUAAACAGGAAGGCCCAUGUGCAUUUCAACCCACGGCAGACACUAGACUACCUGACGAACAGCCUGUCCAAUGCAGAUCUUACUUACGAUGUCAAGAGGAGAGUCGUCAGACAGUAUUUAGAUUUUAAGGUUCUGAUGGAGCACUUGGACCCAGAUGAGGAAGAGGAGGAAGGGGAGGCUUCAGCCAGUAUCCACGCCAGAAAUAAAGCUAUCACUGCUCUACUAGGAGGGUCCAGCCCCAAGAAUAAUGCUGCCGACUCGUACGAUGACGACAGUGAUGCGGACGAAAAGGCUCCUGGGUCAUCACGGAGAUCCAGGAGAGGCGGAGAUUCCGCAGAGGCAUCAGGUCACAUGAACGAAACUUUAGAAGCCAUGGACGUCAUCGCUAUCUGCUGCCCCAAGUAUAAGGACCGGCCGCAGAUAGCGCGUGUUAUUCAUAAGACAAGCACAGGCUACAGCAUUCGCUGGAUGGCCGGGUCGUACUCCGGCACCUGGGCGGAGGCCAAGAAACGCAACGGACGUAAACUGGUGCCUUGGGUGGACACUAUAAAGGAGUCUGACAUUAUUUACAAGAAAAUUGCCUUGACAAGCGCGCACAAACUGACCAACAAAGUAGUGCAGACUUUACGUUCACUGUACGCAGCCAAGGAAGGAACUUCCAGCUAAUUAACUCUCGAACUGUUACACCCAACAAACUCUCAGCAGCCAAAUUUCAUCAGGAUUUAACGUUUUGUAAACAUAAGUCGGGAGAGAAAAGAGAACUACAGACUCACAGGUUUUAAGAUCCAACGCGGAACUGGUCAAAUUAAGGAACGACGAUUUUAAAAGAGUGGUCUGUUUGGAAAUGUAGAUGUGAAUCCUGUACAUCUUUUAAGUUAAACGGAAAAGAAAGAAACAGAGCUCCUUCGCUGUUGUGCAGCAACUUGGUUGUUUGAAUUUUUUUCCCCUCCACUGUAUCAUAGUUUAACACAAAACGGAAACAAAAAAUGUUUAUAUCUCUGACGAAAAAAAAAAAAAUCUGUUCAAAGAAAUAAACCUAAAGUGAAUGUUGGAAAUUAGUCUGUUGAUGUUCUUAAUAAAGUGACCUUGGAGUUUAACCUAGCACCGGUUGGAUUUCUUUAGCUUAGCUCAGUUUCCAGGGAAAUAAACUUUUAAACAUCUCCUCUGCUUUAUGUUUUACUUCUUUUGUGCUGUAAAAUGGAGUCUCCUGGACAUAAUUUAUUCAGUUGAAAGCAGAGCAUGCAGUAUCUUUCGCCUACAUGGAAGGGAGUUUUUUUUUGUAAAUGUAGAUUUUGAUGUACUGGGUCAGCGUUUGGGUCUCCACCCCACAGCGGGACGAGGGACCCCCAUCAUGUGUG
This is a messenger RNA of Sinocyclocheilus anshuiensis, 8542 nucleotides long. RefSeq names its product nipped-B-like protein B. Gene Ontology annotation, molecular function: cohesin loader activity; chromatin binding. The coding region runs from base 78 to 7850 and encodes 2590 amino acids. Lineage: Eukaryota; Metazoa; Chordata; Actinopteri; Cypriniformes; Cyprinidae. The record is from RefSeq and is a predicted model, not a curated record. Gene Ontology annotation, biological process: replication-born double-strand break repair via sister chromatid exchange; establishment of mitotic sister chromatid cohesion; heart morphogenesis. The transcript has 45 exons. Gene Ontology annotation, cellular component: Scc2-Scc4 cohesin loading complex.